AUGGAGGUGCUGCUGGGCAGCGGCUUGAGCCAUGGCGCGGCCUUCGCGCUGGUGCUGGUGACCUCGCUCUAUGCCUGGCAGCUCUGCUUGAUGAUCUUGUUGGCCUGGUUGGUGGUGACUAUGGGCAUUGCAGCGAAUCUGGAGAGGUCCAAACUCCGACAGGUGCACUGGCUCCUGGCUGCGCUGGAGAUCUUUGCUGCGGGUACUCUGCUGAGCGUGAAUGCCUUUGGAUCAGCGGCCCCUUCGCAGCUGGUGCUCAGCAAUGCUGAGCUGGGAUUGGAUAGCUUUCGAUUGGAGGAUGCAGUGCUUUUCAGGUCCGGCGACGAGGUGAAGAUCGCCUUUUUCUCUGCCUCAGAGGUCUCAGUCUCUGAGCUCUCCUUGGUGGAGGGUCGCUCCUUCACAAGCUUCAGGCAGCAGGUGGUCUUUGUGGCCAAGGACGCCUGCGGCCAGGAACAGCUGUGGUCCGUGUCCAACGUGUCCAACGUGUCCAGCACUGCUGUUCUGCAUCAGACCUUGGAUCCGCGGCUGAGGCUGGAAGCUCUGGCCGUGGAGAAUGACACCCUCUACCUGAAAGCGUCUAUGCCCUGCCAAGUGGGGGAACCCACGUGGCAAAGUGCCAGUGAUCUCGACCUCUCUGGCCAAUGUCUAGUGUCCAGAGGGACCUUAGUCGCUGAGCUAUUUCUGGCAGUGCUCCCAACCGUGCUUCUAUCCGCUGGCUUGUGUUGUCGAAGCCCGAGCCUUUUUACAACACUAUUUCUAGGGAUCUACAGCAUGGUGGUGGUCAUCCGGCUGCUGAUUGAUGCUAAUUCAUCUGCCUUGCAUGAAUUCAUCUUCACUUCUCUACUGAUCUAUAGCACUUUAGCUUAUGGCCUGUUGAUCACCUGGCACUUGCUCCAGCCACGAAGUUGCGAAGAUUGGGAGGACCUAAAGACUUGGGCCUUCGCAGUGGUCCCUUUGAGCUUCUCCUUUUCCCUUCAGCUGCGGCUGGGGCUUCCAGAAGAUCUCCACCUUUGGCGUUGGAUCGUCUUCGCUUCCCUGGGCUUCCUCCAACUCCUGCUGGCGCAGCUCACUGGCCGACGUUGGCCACGGCUCCUCGGCCUGAUCCAGCUGCUCCUGUCCCUGCACCAACUCCUGGGCGCCACGGUGCGACCGCACCUGGGCGAGGGAGUGCUGCGAGCGCUACAGUGGGCGUUGCUGGGCCUCUUCGGUGGCUUUCUGGUGGUGCUCGGGGAGGCGGACCCACCCGGCCACGCCCCGGUGGCCGCGCGGAGCGCGCGGAGCGCCACGCCGGAGGAGGAAAGUAAAGUGCAUCCGGAGAUCGUGAAGACCAAGGAGGUGGAUCCACCGGAGGUGGAGGACCCCCCUCCAGGGGCUCCGGAGGCGGCCAUGGAGGCCUUUGCACAGCUGGCGGCUCAAGCCUUGGGGCAGCAUGCUGGUCUGCCAGAGCAUCAGAGGCAAGCGUACGAGAAAACGCAGCAGUUGCGGCAAAAGUUGGAAGCUCAGCCAGCGGACCGCGUCGCGGGGCCUAACGUCGCCGAUGUCAUGGCUUUGGAAGAAGACUCGGACGCUGUUGAAUCGAUGGAGGAGGUCUAG
Molecule: messenger RNA, 1593 nt
Organism: Durusdinium trenchii
Lineage: Eukaryota; Dinophyceae; Suessiales; Symbiodiniaceae
Source: the annotation of a GenBank genome assembly